Molecule: messenger RNA, 792 nt
Organism: Cavenderia fasciculata
Lineage: Eukaryota; Evosea; Eumycetozoa; Acytosteliales; Cavenderiaceae
Exons: 3
Coding region: 1-792 (263 amino acids)
Molecular function (GO): protein binding
Source: RefSeq, a predicted model, not a curated record
AUGAAUAGAAAUACUGUAGUAGAUCAACAAGAAGAUGAAUAUCAAAGAAAAAAUACAACAGCCAAGCAGAUCAUAGAACAUAUACUACAUAUCAACAUACCCUAUGAGAACUUGUGUCCUGCAUUGGGAGAUGGCAGAAUUUUGUGCAAGUUGAUGAACUCUUUCCAUCAACCUGCCGACUAUAUACAUUUCAGUGAUAAUGAACCAUUACCAAAGUUUAAAAGAAAUGAGAACAUUCAUUUGUUCUUAAAGAAAUGCAGAUUAUAUGUUUCAGAAGAUUACUUAUUUAAUGCAAACGAUUUAUUGGAUGGUACAAAUAUGGAGUCUGUUUUGGAUUGUCUCUUCCAAUUAUUUGACUAUUUUGAACAAGAGAUUAAACAAAUAUUUCAAGAUCAACUAUUCAACAAUACUAAUAACAAUAAUAACAGUAGUUAUAUUUAUGAUGAUUAUAAUCAAUCCAACAAUAAUAAUAACAACUACCAACAACAAUAUGGUUAUCAAGAUCAUCAACAACAACAACAUCAACAACAAUUCAAUGGUGACUAUUACUACAAUAAUCAUGUAGAUGGUAGUGGUAAUCAGAGUAACAAUAAUACUACUAGAGUAAUAAUGAAAAAGGGAUUAAAUGGAUAUAUAUUGGAUGCACUAUUAGAGACUAAAACUGCUACUGCAGCAUCUGCUCAUAAUGUCUUGACAAAGGCAGACUCUAUCAUCAAGGAUUUAAAAAUAUAUAUGGCUCCAGCUGCACAAUCAUUGUACAAUAUGUUAUGUAAUAUAAUAAAGGGAAAAUAA